GAAGUGGAAUGUUUACUAUUAAAGGACAUUAAAAUUUCCAGGCCACGUCAGCUCAAUAAAGUGGUCUGGGUGCCAUGGUACUGUCAAUUUAACAAUUCAAGGUAAUACUGUCACGGGAAGCGUUUUUACCUCAAGUAAAAUCUACAGGGAGGUUUGGAUUGGCCGCACGUGCGCUUCAUGUCUCUACGAGAAUCAUUGGAUCGGUGCAUCUUAGAAGAAACCUUGCGUCCUCCAUAUGUUGCAGGAGGAGUGAAGGUGAACAGCCCCAAGGGGAACUCCGAGCUGGACAGAGGUGAGUAGCAAGCGCACACAGGGGGCUAUAUAACUAGGGACAGGGACACUAAAGACUGGAUAACUCUGACAGUCAGGGUUUAUUCAGUAAAGUGAGAAUUCAAAGAAAAAUCAAAAUUAGGGUCAAAGGAAACCAAACUGGAAAAUUCCCUAACGUGGCUCUGCUUCCAGCUACUCCGGCCUGACAUUUGAAAUUCAUUUUGAAUUCUCACAUAAGUAAAUAAUCGUGUCACAUGUUUCCACUAAACUUCAAAUUGUAGUGAAAUGAAAACUGAAUUGCAAAAUUUAGGCAAAGUUACUCAUUUUGUGAAUUUCUCCAAAUCAGUGAUAUUUUUUAACUCUUUAUUCACGAAGGCAAUAACGUCUACUAGAAAAAUAACCAUAAAGCAAUCGGUGAAACAUGUUCGGAUAAAUGUCCUCGAGGAAAACACAGGAUGACUAUAGCACGGCCAUAAGACAUGCGCCCCGCGACUCCUUAUUUUAAUCAUGUAUUUUAUCUAUAUUUUCCAGUUCAGAUUUAAUUUCACUACAAUUCACUGUUCAGUAAAUAAAUUAUAUUUAUUGAAUAACCCAGUUUGGUAAAAGUUGACACCCCACUUUCUGUCCCUGCAAGUGACAUUUUUACUGUAGGAACCUUGGAGUUUGUUCCUUGUUUCCGGGGAAGGUGUUAGUGACUGGAACCAGGAAGUAUCAUGCAGAGGGCAGCGACUCCAUGUGACUGCUGAUCAGAGAGAGCAGCAUGGCUGUGCAGUGCAGCUAAACCCAGGUCCUUCCAAUAAUGGGGAGCACAGCUCUCUCCAGGGCCCUGCUCUGCAGGAGGAUUGUACCCCAUGUGCAAUGGCAGAGGUGGCAGUCAGCACCUGCUGGAGGCUGGGAGAGGGGGCAUCAUCCCCCCAAAGGUAUGACUGGGUCAGAGGAUCCCCCUAAAGUGCUAGCUGGGUCAGAGGAUUCCCCUAAAGUGCUGGCUGGGUCAGAGGAUCCCCCUAAAGUGCUGGCUGGGUCAGAGGAUCCCCCUAAAGUGCUGGCUGGGUCAGAGGACCCCCCUAAAGUGCUGGUUGGAUCAGAGGAUCCCCCUAAAGUGCUGGCUGGGUCAGAAGAUCCCCCUAAAGUGCUGGCUGGGUCAGAGGAUCCCCCUAAAGUGCUGGCUGGGUCAGAAUACCCCCCUAAAGUGCUGGCUGGGUCAGAAGAUAUAUCUAAAUUGUUGGAAGGCUCUGAAGAUAUCACCAAAGCUCUGGAGAUGUCAGAGGUGGACCUCACACCUGCCAGACGGUCCCCUACUAAUAGCACAGUGCUGCUUUUUCCAGGUCAGGGUAGCCAGCAGGUUGGGAUGGCUAGAGCGCUCUUGAAUUACCCCAAUGUCAGGACAAUGUUUGAUGCUGCGCACAAGGUGUUGGGAUAUGACUUGCUGGAGCUGUGCCUACAUGGUCCUGAGGAGGUACUCAGUAGAACUGUACACUGCCAGCCUGCUGUGUUUGUGACGUCCCUGGCUGCCACCGAAAAGUUGAGCCAUGAAGACCCUACAGUAAGUACCAUGCCGAAUCCAGUUGUAUGCUCCGUGAUAAUCACAGCAGAAAAAGUCAAUACCUAGUCUGCCGAUCUCUGAAAUGGGAAUAGCAGAUUUUAGCCAAAGUAGCUGAAUCAGGAAACAUCCCCAACUCGAUAUUAUUAUUCAGAUAAAUCCUGGGGUUACCCCAGUUAUUAUUUUUAUAGUUAAUCUUGAUGUGUUCUAGAUAAAGCCACAUAUUUUGUUAAAGCAAACUGAUGAUCAUUCCUGAUAAUUUACUGAUACCGAAUGUCUGAUCUGUUUUUUUCGUUUGUUUUUUCCCAGGCUAUUGACAAUUGUGUUGCAGUUGCAGGAUUUAGCGUUGGGGAAUUCGCAGCUCUUGUUUUUUCCGGUGCGCUAGAUUUUACAGAAGGUAUUGACACCUGAGCACAAACCUCUCCUACAUUUUCAAGGAACUACAAACAUGAACUGGCAGAGCUUAAAUGGUUACUCCAUCCAUUUUUUCUAAAGGGGGGAGCUCUUUCUCUGUAAAAUGCCUUAUUAGCCACUAUUAAUUAGGUUCCCACCACCCUUAACUGUGCAGUAAAACAGGGGUGGAAUCAGCCAGGGCCUCCUGCGGCAGUGUGAUAAGCUGUCUCGCCAGCUCCAAGCGCAUAUGCAAAAUCUAAGCAAGCAAGUUGAGGGGGGAGACUGGGUGGUCAGGAGGUGAUAUUACUAUUUUAAAAAAAAAUAGUAAUAUUGGUUUUAUUGGAAGGUGGGAGGGCACAGAGAGAGGGAGCGGAUGAAAACAGUCCCCUUACAGGCAGAGCCUGCUGUGUGCACUGACAACAAACGUUAUCGUACGCCCAGAAUUGACAUUAGGUAGUCCGGCACAGAGUUCCAGGCUGCCAAAGUCAUUUCUGCCGGUGUAACUAACCCUCAGCACACAAGUGCAGAUUACUCUGUAUGUGCAGAAUACCAGCAGAGAGACUGCACAUACAGAUUAUUACCACCACGACCACCUUCUAAUCACUGAAGUUGUCAUGGUGGUUGGAGUAACCCUCUAAGCUGGCACUGUGAACAGUGCUUUGUAUUGGUGUCUGUGUAGUGAUGACUAACAUUCACUCUAACAAAGAUUUUGGACUAUGUUACCCAUGAUACUCAGAACAUUGUUUUUAAAGUAAUUUGUUUUACAAAACACAAGAUUCAGUGAGAUUUAAAGGACCACUAUAGGCACCCAGACCACUUCAGCUCAAUCAAGUGGUCUGGGUGCCAGGUCCAUUUAGGGUUUUAACCCUGUCUGCUGUAAACAUAGCAGUUUCAGAGAAACUGCUAUGUUUAUAUUAGGGUUAAUCCAGCCUCUAGUGGCUGUCUCAUUGAGAGCUGCUAGAGGCGCUUUUUUCACAGUGAAAAGAUGCCAGCGUUCAUAGGAAAGCAUUGAGAAUGCUUUCCUAUGAGACUGGCUGAAGGUGUGCGUGGCUCUUGCCGCGCAUGCGCUUUCGGUGGAAGAGGGAGGAGAGUUCCCAGCGCCGAGGGAGAAAGGUAAGCCUUUAACCCCUUCCUCCCCCUAGAGCCCUGCGGGCGGGGGGGGAGGCUAUUAACACUAUAGUGCCAGGAAAAAGAGUUUGUUUUCCUCGCACUAUAGUGGUCCUUUAAGAAUAUGUUUUUCGUUAAUAUUUCAUUUAGUACAUGCUGUUUUAAGUGACCCUUUUUUUUAUUUAGCCUUUGUAUCAAAUGGGAACAGUUUAACCCCUAAUGUAUUUCUCACAUUAACAGAUUUAUUUGUUCUGAAACGCUUCUGAUUCUUAAAGAAACAGUAAACCCUUUCUAGUUAUAAUUCUAUUUGAUAAAUUCACAUGGUUUUAUGUUGCCAAAUGGUGUCUCCAAUGUGCCAUCUAAUACCUCUUUCAUUGAUUGCCCCUGGUUGGUCUAAGUGGCUGGCAUGUGCAAUGUAUGUGUAUUGGCAUGGCUAUAAUUCUGAGCAGAUUAGUUUAGGAUGCCAGUAAGGGUAGAUGGAGAUGCAAACUAAGUACACGAGCAAAGUGCCUGUGAGAUACUCUUUCUGAACUCGCCUGAUAGUGAGAUACUGUUCACUGAUACAAGGAUAGAAGGAGGAUGCCAUACUUCCCCUUUAAGAUCUCUCUCCACCCACAGUUUGCUGUCCUUUUUAUUCUCGCGUGUAAUAGCGGACAAGGCUCAAACAUUAGAUAUUUUUCCUGCAGUAUGCCUGUGAGGGUUUCAGGAUCCAAGGGUAGCUGGUGUGUGGUCCCUCCAUGUACAAAUUAGUCUAGUGAAUCACCAUACGCCAAACAUGGUGAGAUGUAGUGGUUAUGGUGCUUGGCAUAUCCAUUUAAAUUGGCAGAUCAACUGCAAGAUUUCGAGGCGAUCAGAAAACAAGUAAUCUAUUUUAGUCAGUCUCUUUUGAUAGGUUCGGUGAACGAACCACAUCUGAUAUGUUUACGAGGUGAUUUGCGUUUCCUUUGUGCCUUUUCUGAUUUGUUUAACCCUCUAUGUUGUAGCGCUGUAUGCUGUGAAGGCUCGGGCGGAGGCCAUGCAGCGGGCGUCAGACGCUGUGCCCAGUGGAAUGUUGUCUGUAAUUGGCCGUCCUCAUUCAAAGUACAAUGUUGCGUGCGCAGAAGCUCGAGAACAUUGCAAAUCUAUAGGCUUGGAAAAUGUAGUGUGCGAUGUUGCAAAUUACCUGUUCCCGGAUGGCAGGGUCAUUGCAGGAAAUAUAGAGGUAUGUGACACUACUUUAUAUGUGUCCUGUCUAAUGGAUAACCCCAAAGUGUUUUUUUGGGACGGUUACUUUAAAAUUAAUCUCAUUUACUCUAUACAAACAAGGACUGACUUACUCUUUCUCCCUCCGUCUGACUAUAUAUUGACAGGUGAGUGUUUAUUCUAAGGCCAUAUAACAGCGAGUGAACCUACCUCUCUUGUCUCGCUGUGAGAGUACUUAUUAUUAGCAUUUAUAAUAAUUAUCAGUGUCCAGAGUAGGAGAUUUAAAUCCGGCCUUGUGUCUUGGGAUUUUCAGUUCAGUGAAGCAGGAAAUAAGGAGGCCGCGAUAACAGUGUGGAAAUUCUGUUUUUAUCUGAUGACAGAUUUAAUAUAAUAUUCAUGUGAGAAAGUAACUGUGUAGAAGGCAACCCAUAACACAUCCUUUAAUCUGGCUGAGACUUAGAUGAGUUGUAGUCCAAUAGUGUCCCCUCACUGCUUUUUGUAGGAAGAUUUUAGAUAUAUUUUCUUGCGCAAAUUCUGUUGUAUAUUUUUUUGUGUUUUUUCACCCCAUCAUAGGCUUUGCAGUAUCUGCAGAGAAAUUCACGAAAAUACCAUUUCCUGCGCACAAAGAUGCUACCGGUAAGUGGUGCUUUUCACACUCCGUUAAUGGCACCUGCUAUGGAACCCCUGCAAAAAGCCCUCAAGAACCUGGAGUUUAAGCAGCCGUAUGUCCCCGUUUACUGUAAUAUUGAUGGCAAGCGCUAUAAGCACGCCUCUGUAAUCAGCAAACUGCUUGUCAAACAGCUGGUCUCGCCUGUAAAGUGGGAACAAACAAUGCAUGCCAUCUAUGAAAGGAAAAAGGGGGUAGAUUUCCCCCGAACAUUAGAAAUGGGCCCUGGAAGACAGCUGGGGUCCAUCCUGAAAUCCUGCAACUUCAAGGCUUGGAAAUACUACCAAAAUGUGGAUGUUUUUGAAAAAGAGGAAUCUCCUGAAACGUAGAAUAAAAUAUCAAUUUUCAUCUGAUUCCAUUUCUGAGACUUUUUUUUAUCACUAAUUAAUUUAUUUUUGUUACCUUUGAAUUUGUAAUAUAAACAAACAUAUUAAAUAACACUUAAAGGUUAUUAUAUUUGUAAUGCUGACAAGCUCUGUCAAAUCAAUGAUAAUGUGCUCUCCCACCGCUCUAAACGUGUUUUAUUAAAUUGUAAUCUGAUCGUGGCAGGUGCUCACACCGUUUGGAUUCAACACUUCAAUUAGUUGUUUCUGAGUGAAGAACUGGAUAUGGGCCCAACUUUUUGUAGAGUGUCUAUAAAUGGUUGAUUUAAUACAGAGACAGACUGAGUCUACUAGCUAGUGUGGAACAGAAG
Messenger RNA from Pelobates cultripes (western spadefoot toad), 5853 nucleotides. The record is from the annotation of a GenBank genome assembly. Lineage: Eukaryota; Metazoa; Chordata; Amphibia; Anura; Pelobatidae.